AUGCGCUCGAAUGGUCUUGAAAAUUCUGCAUUUGUGUUGGAUCAACAAUCAUCUAGAAUAAAUACUAGACAUGGAAUAAUAGUAACAACCAAAUUACAAGAUAUAGAAGACGAAGAUGAUGAUGAGGAGGAGGAAGAAGAAGAUAAAAAUAAUGUAGGUUUUGAAAAAUUAUCUGGCGAAGGUCAUCGUAUUGGUUUAUUUGUAUUAAAAAUUCGUCAACGAAUAAUUAAACUAAUUGAAAAAGAAAAAACUUUAGCAAUUUUUGGAUUGAAAUUAAUCUUUAUAAUUGGUUUUAUAAUCUAUUUUGGAUUUGCUAUGAGUAAUAGAUAUGGUACAUCUGCUUUUCCUAUCCGUGGAAAUAUUUUUCGUGGCAAUUCUGGUUCAAAACAUCCUCAUCGAAUUCGAUGGACAACAAUAUUUUAUUCAUUUGUUAUUCAAUUUCUUUUGGCUGCUAUUGUCAUACGUAGUGAAUUUGGUUUUCAAUUUUUUGAGUUUCUUGGAAAAGAAGUAUCAAAAUUUAUGCAUAAUGCUGAUAGUGGAGCAGUUUUCGUUUUUGGAAAAACUUAUCAAGAACAUUUUUUCGUAUUUAAAGUUAGUUCAAUAAUUAUUUUUCUUGGAUCUGUCAUUAAUGUACUUUAUUAUUUGGGUGCGAUGCAAUAUGUUAUUGGAAAAAUUGCAUGGCUCAUGCAAAACUGUUUAAAUACAACAGCAGCUGAAUCUAUGAAUGCAGCUGCAAAUAUAUUUGUUGGAAUGAGUGAAGCACCAUUAAUGAUUAUGCCUUUAAUACCUACAAUGACAAUAUCAGAACUUCAUGCUGUAUUAGUUGGUGGUUUCUCGACAAUGUCAGGAUCUAUCCUUGCUACGUUUAUUUUUUUUGGUGUUCCUGCAAAUCAUUUAAUUGCUGCUAGUGUUAUGGCUGCACCAGGUGCACUUGGAUUCGCAAAACUUUUAUUACCAGAAACACAUCAUUCAAAAACCACAUGGAAGACAGUAAAAAAUGCUCCAUUACCAGAACAACACAAUGUCAUUGAUGCCUUAUUAACUGGAGCAGGACAUACUUUAAAAAUUUGUGGUUUUUUAAUUGCUAAUUUAAUAGCAUUUAUCAGUGUUCUUCAUUUUGCUGAUGUGACAAUAUCAUGGUUUUUUAAUCUUCUUCAUCAUCCGGAAAUAAAUUUUCAAUUUUUACUUGGCUUACUUUUUUAUCCAUUUUCAAUGAUAAUUGGUAUUCCACUUUGUGAUUGUCUUCUAUCAUCAAAACUUAUUGGAAUAAAAAUUAGUUUGAACGAAUUUAUUGCUUAUCAAGAACUUGGUAAAAUACGUCAAUUACGCAAUGAACUUAUAUUAAACAAUACAUUUCCAUUGUAUUUAAAUGGUACAUUAACAUUACCAAAUGAUGUUCCUAUGUUAUGGGAUGAUAGUUCAUUGGUUAUUUUAACUUAUGCUUUAUGCGGAUUUUCUAAUUUUGGUUCAAUGGGUAUUGCAUUAGCAACACUUGGAGUAUUUGCUCCUACACGAAAACGUGCUUUAACAAAAAUUGCACCACGAGCUUUAAUUGCUGGUAGUAUGGUUUCAUUAAUGACGGCAUCAAUUGCUGGUAUAAAUAUUGAAAAUAUAUAUUCAUACUAUUUUAUGAGACUUUUAUUUUUAGGUCUACUUUAUGAUGCUCGACAUGUAACAGUACCAAGAUUAAAUUCAAAUUCUACAAGUGUAUAG
This is a messenger RNA of Rotaria sp. Silwood2, 1713 nucleotides long. The record is from the annotation of a GenBank genome assembly. NCBI's taxonomy places the organism in Eukaryota, Metazoa, Rotifera, Eurotatoria, Philodinida, Philodinidae.